AUGUCCGGCACAACAACCUCUCUGUUCGGGGGCGAUGCGCCAUCCGCCUCCGAGAACAACGACGUAGCGUCGACAGUCCAGAUUCCCAGCACUCAGGAUCCUAACCUCCCUAAUGCUGCUGCAUCUGCUUUCGAAAUUGGUGCCCUGGCAUUAGCCGUCAAAGCCAUUGCCGAUACUGCUAGAGUUGCGCACAACGCACAACUCGACGCCGGUAAAGCUGCGCAGGCCGCCCGAGUCGAAGCCAUCAUCGCUAGGAAGGCCAAAGAGGCCGCAGCAGCGCUCUUCACUAGCCAACUCAAAGCUUUCGUUGAGAGUUUCGGGGAGGAACUCAAGAAGCACGGAUUGUCCAUUGAUCGUCAGAUCUCUUACAUCUCAGAUGCCCCCGACGCCGCCAAUACCGCUGACGCUGCCGCUACCACCGCCACCGAAGGUGUCUUGAGCCUCCCCUUUGAGGUGUUUGGCGAGAUCGGUAUUCAUCUCAGCGUCACGGACCUCAACGAGAUGCGUCUUGUCAACAAGCGCAUGAAGGAGGCUGUGGCAUUCCCAUACGGUAAGAAGAUUUUUGUUACUGAGAACAUCGUUAUCUUUCCUACGUUUGCAAGCGUUUCAGCGUUCUUGGUUGGGCUUGGGUUGGAUGGUGCGUAUCCUGGGACGGUUCGAACAAUCACCUUGGUUGGCGAGGGACCGACAACCCCGGAGCUCGGCUACAACUACGCUUGGGAAAAUCUCCACAUUCUCAAGUUCCCCGGCAUGCCAGAGCCAACCGAAGACCAGUUGUAUGAGGAUGAAGAGAUCUUGGAGUUCGCCAACGAUGAGCACAAACACUGGAGCCGGGCCAACGAGUCAUUCUGUCACACUGGUGCAUACCGUACCAUGCUCAGCCUUGUACUCGCCAAGCUGCCCAACUUGAAGACGAUUCAGGUUCGCAAGCUGUACCCCGGCGAGCACAUCCCUGGUUGGGCCGGCCCGGAGGCGUUGUCGAAGAUGUCGUCGUACCAUCCAUGGACUCCAGUCAACGAGAUAUACUAUGGUGGUUGGAAGUACGACGAGGUACACAAGCGUGUCACGAUGUGGAUAGACGAGUACGGUGAAGAGAUGGAGGAGGACGAUGCUGGCCCCCAGGCGGGUUUCGAGGAGGAUCUGUUCGCUGCCAUGGCGUUGUCUGGCACUCAGGCUCAGGUCUUCGAGAUGCAUAAGGAGUUGGACUGA
Messenger RNA from Alternaria novae-zelandiae, 1209 nucleotides. RefSeq lists its product as uncharacterized. NCBI's taxonomy places the organism in Eukaryota, Fungi, Ascomycota, Dothideomycetes, Pleosporales, Pleosporaceae. The record is from RefSeq and is a predicted model, not a curated record. Bases 1 to 1209 code for a protein of 402 amino acids. The transcript is spliced from 5 exons. Gene Ontology annotation, molecular function: protein binding.